This is a messenger RNA of Acanthopagrus latus (yellowfin seabream), 4392 nucleotides long. RefSeq names its product T-box transcription factor 3a (gene tbx3a). The coding region runs from base 842 to 3031 and encodes 729 amino acids. Gene Ontology annotation, biological process: cardiac chamber development; positive regulation of DNA-templated transcription; cell fate specification. The transcript has 7 exons. The record is from RefSeq and is a predicted model, not a curated record. Gene Ontology annotation, molecular function: RNA polymerase II cis-regulatory region sequence-specific DNA binding; DNA-binding transcription factor activity, RNA polymerase II-specific. Gene Ontology annotation, cellular component: nucleus. NCBI's taxonomy places the organism in Eukaryota, Metazoa, Chordata, Actinopteri, Spariformes, Sparidae.
CGCUAGGAAAAUCACGGAGCUGGGACCUUACCACCUCUCUCUCUGUCUGUCGCUCUCUCUCUCUCGCUCGCUCGCUCGCUCGCUCUCUCUCCCUGGCCGUCAGCGGACUCCUUUCUCUGCACACGUCUUCUGCCUGAAAUGUGUGUGCGCGCCACAGAGAGAGGAGGAAUAAAGUGUGUGUGUGCGUGUGAGGGUGCAUGUCCGGAGCGAGUAAAGGCAGGGGGAUUAUUCGGCGCUAUCGAAAUAUUUCAACACGUCGCCCUCGCUGCAGGACCGAGGCCAAUAAGAGGGAACGCAUUUUAACAGGAAUGCCGAUAUUGUAAACAGCAGCGGAAGGAGAAAGAAUGCGCCGCAGUCAAUUAAGUGACUCACCCGAGUUGGUUUAAUUCGACUAAUGUCCGCAAGCCAGCGAGGCACACAGAGGUGUCCGAUGCGCGUCAGGCUCUGAACAAAAAAUCCCGUCUCCGCAGCACUUCUGGCGACUAAUGGAGAGCGUUUUCACGUCUCUGCGUGCGGACUUCUGAUUCCCAGAGAGAGAGAAGAAGAAGAAGAAAAAUCAGCGACCGACUGAAGACAUUUCGCCGCAACUCGUGAACAAAAAUAAAUAAAUAAGUGGAUUCUUAUUUCUGCAGAGUUGAAGGAGGAAUUUCCAGACGAUUGCCAACUCCCAGCUUCAUUUUUGACCUCUUUUUUUUUCUUUUCUUUGUUUUUUUUUUUUUUUUAAUUAUUUUCUACCCGUCUGCUCCUUCUUGUACGCGGGCUCCACUGUUGUUGUAGCAAAUAGUGUUUCACCUCCAGCCACUCGUCUGCGUUUGUUGCCUGCACUUGGCUGAACUUCCUGAUGAGAGAUCCAGUCAUACAAGGAUCAAGUAUGGCAUAUCAUCCGUUUAUACCUCACCGGGGUCCGGAAUUUGCCAUGAGUGCAAUGCUGGGUCACCAGCCUCCUUUCUUCCCGGCUCUGGCGCUGCCUCACAGCGGCUCCCUGUCUCUGCCUGGCGCCCUGGGAAAGCCGAUCAUGGACCAGCUGAUGGGAGCCGCGGAGACCGGCCUCCACUUCUCUUCGCUGGGGCACCAGGCUGCGGCCGCCCACCUCAGGCCUCUGAAGACUCUGGAGCCUGAGGAGGAGGUGGAGGACGACCCCAAAGUUCACCUGGAAGCCAAGGAGCUUUGGGAACUCUUCCACAAGAGGGGCACUGAGAUGGUGAUCACAAAGUCCGGAAGACGGAUGUUCCCCCCGUUCAAAGUGAGGUGCACCGGCCUGGACAAGAAGGCCAAAUACAUUCUGUUGAUGGAUAUAGUAGCAGCUGACGACUGCAGGUACAAGUUUCACAACUCCCGCUGGAUGGUGGCGGGCAAGGCCGACCCCGAAAUGCCAAAGAGGAUGUACAUUCACCCGGACAGUCCGGCGACUGGUGAACAGUGGAUGUCAAAAGUCGUCAAUUUCCACAAGCUCAAGCUGACGAACAACAUCUCCGACAAGCAUGGAUUUGUAAGUUCAACUAAUACCAUUCUGAACUCCAUGCACAAAUAUCAGCCCCGCUUUCACAUCGUGAGGGCCAACGAUAUUCUCAAACUCCCGUACAGCACCUUCAGGACUUACGUUUUCCCCGAAACGGAUUUCAUCGCCGUGACCGCUUAUCAAAAUGACAAGAUAACCCAGCUGAAGAUUGACCACAAUCCAUUCGCCAAAGGGUUCCGUGACACGGGCAAUGGAAGGCGGGAAAAGAGACCUGAGAGCUGUGUGAUCACCACCCGUAAUAACCUGGGUACUUGUGUGAACAGGAAACAGCUGGCCCUGCAAUCCAUGCGUUCAUACGAGGAGCAGCAGAAAAAGGAGAACGGGGCUUCAGACGACUCCUCCGGAGAGCAGGCUUCCUUUAAGUGCUUCGGCCAGGCCUCGUCCCCUGCCGUGUCCACCGUGGGCCCCCCACACCUGAAAGACUUCUGCGACAGCGACGAGGACAGCGACGACGAGAGCAAAGACGGACACACGAAAGACGGCCCGGACUCCAGCAAGAUCUCCACGACCACGGAGGACGGGAAGGAUCACGAGGCGAGCCCGGCUAAGGGGCACCCCUUUAGUAACAGUGACACUGGCAGCAGGAACCGCGACGGCGGUCCCAGGACUGAGAAGAGUCAGGCGGACUCGCGGCAGAGCCCCAUCACCGUCAUCUCCAGCACCACCCGCUCCGGAGAAGACUUGAAGAGCCCGAGCCUGGACCAGCCCAAAUCGGACGAGUGCAGGCCGAUCGGCAAGGACAGUUUCAUGCCUUUGACCGUUCAGACGGACAGCCCGCACAUAGGCCACGGCCACUUGCAUAAUUUUGGAUUUCCAACGGGCCUAACGGGACAGCAGUUUUUCAAUCACCUCGGGAGCGCGCAUCCGUUUCUCUUGCACCCCAGUCAGUUCAACAUGGGGGGGUUCUCAAACAUGGCCGCGGGCAUGGGCCCACUAUUGGCGGCCGUGUCCUCGGGAGGGGUGAGCACCAUGGACACGACGAGCAUGGCAUCCUCCGCGCAGAGCUUGACGGGAGCGCCAGGCCUGCCCUUCCAUCUGCAGCAACAUGUCUUGGCAUCGCAGGGCAUCGCCAUGUCUCCGUUUGGCAGUUUGUUCCCCUAUCCGUACACGUACAUGGCAGCAGCUGCGGCAGCCUCCUCGGCCGCCGCCUCCUCCUCGGUGCACCGGCACCCCUUCCUGAACGCAGUGCGGCCCCGACUCAGGUACAACCCCUACUCGCUCCCGAUGACGGUACCGGACAGCACCCUGCUCACCACCGCCAUACCCUCCAUGGCCGGCGGCGGGAGCGAGCUGAAAGGAGAGGGCAUCGUCCCGGCCAGCCCCGUGUCCGCUGUCACCCUGGAUUCCACAUCGGAGGUGACCAGCCACUCGUCCACCAUUUCCUCCGGCUCGGUGUCCAUGUCCCCAAAAACUUGCACGGAGAAAGACGCGGCCAACGAGCUGCAGAGCAUCCAGCGCCUGGUCAGCGGACUGGAUUCAAAUCAGGACAGGCCCCGGAGCGGCUCCCCCUAGGAGUUCCUCUCUCUUUCCUUUUUUUUCCCUUUCUUUUUUUUUUUUCUUUUUUUUUAAAAAAACACACCACCUGCUUCUCGUUUUCGUUGUUGUCAUGAAAAGUGAAAAGUGUUGACGGUGAUGAAGACAUUCACAGUAGGAGGACACCCUCAUAGACCCAUGCAGGUUUUUUGUUUUUUUUUUUUGUUUUUUUUUUUUUGUUUUUUUUUUGUUUUUUUUUUUAAGAGAGAGAGAAAGAAAGAAAAGAAAGAAAAAAAUCAAUAUAAAAACAAACAAACACGAACUGUUGGACGUUUUUUAGUUUCUGAAAUGCACUUUGGUUUAAUAUACAUCAUGUAUUUUUUUUUCUCUUUUUGUUUUUGUUAAAUUAAACAAACAACACUUUUUAAUCCUGUCAUUUGAAUAGCCUACCGUACAAGUAUUGAAAAUUUCAAAAAAAACAAAAAACAAAAAAAACUUAAAAAUAAAGUUUGGCAUGGGUGUGACUCGACAGAUUUAGGAGAAGUUGCUGCUGUGUCCCCUCUCCUAACUUUUUAUCCCUUACAUGAGGAGAAAUGUGGUUUUUUUUAUAUAUAUAUGCACUCUGAAUUGAAUUGAUUUGAACUUGAUUUGAUUUCACUUCCGUCUCACCUACCUUUAUAAAGACUGCUGUAUUUUGUUGUACACUUUCAAUUGAUCCAUUGGCCAAAUGUUGCAUGCCUCCUCCUCCUCCAAAAACAACCCCAACGAAUGUUAAUUUAACACUAAAAAACUGAAACGAAAAGUAUACAAACAUUAUGUUUUAAUUCUACCUGAAAAUAAUCAACACGUGCCCCUUUGUUUCUUCUUUCCAAAACUGUUUCCAACAUAUGUUUUUUUUUCCUUCAUGAAAUCAGAUCAGGACCUCUUUUUUUCUUUUUUCUUUUUUCUUUUUUUUUUACACAAACAUGAUCCGAGCAUGCGGAAUCCAGCCCCAAGUGUCCAACAGGCAAAGGGAAGCAGAAAUUGAAAUAUUACAAAAAAAUACAUGAAAAAAAAAUGAAAGGAAGUAUUGAUUAAAAGGUGUACAUAGGGAUAUAUAAAAUAUUUAUGUAAUUAUUUCAUAUUGUUAUUGCGUGUAAAUACAACGGAGUAGUUUGUUUCUAGGGAUAUGUUCUUAAUUUAUUGUCGAUAUACCUGUGUAAAGAUAGUUUGUGGGCUGUUAUCCUUUUGUUGCCAUCUUGCAUUUAUUACCCCCUCUUUAAAAAAAAUAUGGACUUUAACUCCUCCCCCGCCCCCAAAUAUCCACUGAGCUAGUUAUUCACACUCAUGUGCCAUUGUACUUUUCAUUUGUUGUCCCCCGUGUGUGAAGUGCUACUGUUUUUUAAAAAAGAAAAAAAAAA